GAUGGCACGGCUCGCUGGAGCUCGGCUCGUCAACACCCUCUAAUAAAAAACCUCGGCUCCCCCCACCGUAUUUCUCCUCGGCUGAUCGGAUCCACUUCCCCACGAGAAACGAGAUCCGAAGGCGCACCACCCUUUCGUAGAUCUGCCCCUCCCUCUCCCCCUCCACUUCUCCUACUUCUCCGACAGCCAUCGCGGUGAGUUCCCAGCCGGAGAUCCGCCGUCAACAUCCCCUCGCCAGGUGCAUAGGUCGCUGGCUUGCUCUGAGUAGUUCGAGGGGCAGACACAGCCAUUGAAAAUGGUGGUUCUUGCCGCUUCCAUCAUCUCCAAGUCUGGAAAAGCACUUGUUUCAAGACAAUAUGUUGACAUGUCCCGAAUAAGGAUCGAAGGAUUACUUGCAGCAUUCCCAAAACUUGUUGGAACUGGAAAGCAGCACACUUAUGUUGAGACUGAAAAUGUUCGCUAUGUUUACCAACCUAUUGAAGGCCUAUAUCUGCUGCUUAUUACAAACAAGCAGAGUAAUAUUCUUGAAGAUCUGGACACUUUGAGGCUACUAUCCAAGCUUGUACCUGAAUACUCCUCUCUGGAUGAGGAUGGUAUCUGUAAAACAGCAUUUGAGCUUAUAUUUGCAUUUGACGAAGCAAUCUCUCUUGGAAACAAAGAAAAUGUAACGGUGCAACAAGUGAAGCAAUACUGUGAGAUGGAGAGUCUUGAAGAGAAGGCGCAUAAGCUGAUGAUGCAGAGCAAAAUCAAUGACACUAGGGAUAUAAUGAAGAAGAAAGCUAAUGAGCUUGACAAAAUCAGGAUGGAGAAAGGCAAACUUGACAAAGGAGCAUACACAUCAAUAUCUGGUCCCCGGGUAAUGGAAAAAACUUUCAGUGACAUGAACAUUAGUGGCACUGGCUUUGGAAGUGGUUCUGGAUUAGGUGGAUUGAGCACUGAUAUGGACUCUUUUGCUAGUAAGCCUAAAGGUCGUCCAUCAGCAGCUGCUACUGCUCCUGGUAAGGGUUUUGGCAUGAAACUAGGCAAAUCACAGAAGACAAAUCAGUUCCUAGAAUCUUUGAAAGCUGAAGGAGAAGUCAUUUUGGAGGAUGCACAACCAAGUUCAGUUCAGUCAAGGUCGUCAGCUCUUCCACCAAGUGAUCCUGUCACAGUGACUAUUGAAGAGAAGCUUAAUGUAAUAGUUAAAAGAGAUGGUGGUGUUGAUAACUUUGAUGUUCAAGGAACCCUUGCUCUUCAGGUCCUUAAUGAUGCAGAUGGAUUUAUCCAGUUGCAGAUCGAAAACCACGAUGUAUCUGGGCUUAGCUUCAAAACCCACCCCAAUAUCAACAAGGAGUUGUUUAAUAGCCAGCAAAUUGUUGGAGCAAAAGAUCCAAACAGGCCUUUCCCAAGUGGUCAAAAUGAAACACCGCUUGUAAAAUGGAGAAUCCAGGGGAUGAAUGAGUCAUCUUUACCUCUCUCAGUUAACUGCUGGCCAUCUGUAUCUGGAAAUGAAACCUAUGUCAACAUUGAAUAUGAGGCUUCUGAAAUGUUUGACCUUAACAACGUUGUCAUAUCUAUUCCUCUGCCUGCACUUCGUGAGGCUCCAACUGUUAAACAGAUUGAUGGAGAGUGGAAGUAUGACUCAAGAAACUCUGUGUUGGAAUGGUCCAUUCUUCUUAUUGAUCAGUCAAACCGCAGUGGUUCUAUGGAAUUUAUUGUUCCCCCAGCUGACCCGUCAACAUUUUUCCCCAUAUCUAUUGGAUUUGCUGCAUCUAGUACUUUCAGUGAUUUGAAGGUAACUGGAAUUCAUCCCCUGAAGGAUGGUAACCCGCCAAAGUAUUCGCAGAGGGUUCGUUUGGUGGCUACUAACUAUCAAGUAGUUUAAAACCCUGAUUAAGGUUUUUGCUGCUGUUUCAUGUUAGUGGCACAUCAAGGUUGUUUACAAAUGUGUGAUUUGGCCUGUUUCAUAUGUAGCGUAUUGCACCUGAGAAAUAAAAGCAUGAAUUCUCCUUGUUACCCCGGUUGGCCAUUGUUUGUAUUUCUUUUUGUUGCGAGAAUGUUGUUUUUGUUUUCUUAUAUGAACAUUUCUUGCUAAGUCUUGUCA
This is a messenger RNA of Brachypodium distachyon (stiff brome), 2083 nucleotides long. Its product is annotated as coatomer subunit delta-1. The coding region runs from base 296 to 1864 and encodes 522 amino acids. The record is from RefSeq and is a predicted model, not a curated record. The transcript is spliced from 12 exons. Gene Ontology annotation, biological process: endoplasmic reticulum to Golgi vesicle-mediated transport; retrograde vesicle-mediated transport, Golgi to endoplasmic reticulum; Golgi localization. Gene Ontology annotation, cellular component: COPI vesicle coat; cytosol. NCBI's taxonomy places the organism in Eukaryota, Viridiplantae, Streptophyta, Magnoliopsida, Poales, Poaceae.